CCCCCUCAGUGCCCCUCCCCCCCCGGCCGUGUGAGUGCGCCGGAGAGCGCGCAGAGGGAGGUGAGGGAGCGGGGGCUCCGGCGGCUGUUUCCCGAUUGGUGUCACAUUGCCUGGGUCCUGCCCCUUUCCCUGUCUCUCCUUCCUGCUCUCCCGGAGGCCCCGCCCCCUCGCCCAUCAGCCAAUGGGCGCGUGCCGCGAGGGCGGGCGCGUGCCGGGAGGGCGGGCGCGAGCCCCUCUCUGGCCCCGCCCGCGAGCCCCGUCCCAGGCGGCCGGCCCGCUGCGCCAUCCCCGGCCUCCGCUGGCAUCCGGACGGGCCCCGGGCCCCGGGCGCAGGACCUGAGUGACGAUGACUCUGGCGGAGGACCGGACGGAGCAGUACAUUCGGCUGCACCUCAGUCACUUCUUCCGCAUCGACGUCCUGGAGAUCCUGUCCCACCUGCCCUGCCUCACUGCAGCGGACCAGGACAAGCUCCGGGCCUACAUUGAGCGCUAUGGGAACCGGGACAGCGUGUGGAAGCUCUUUGACCACCUCCGGAAGCGCACGGGCUGGGUGAUCUGUCUCAUCACUGCCCUGAGGGAGUGCGAGCACUCGGAACUCGCGGAACAAAUUGAGAAUGUCUACACCUCCAACCUGAACCGGUUCCCGAACCAUCCCAGAGGCUCUGCUGCCUCUGCUCCAGCUGGCCAGGCUGCCAGAAACCAGCCGAUGUCCCUAAACACUCCCCCACGAUCUUCUGGGGUCCCGGGGGCCCUUCUACCUGCCAGCGGGAGCCCAGCCACCAAAGCAGCCAGCUCUUUGCCUGACACCGCCUACAAUGGUUAUCCAGAAGAAUUGGAGAGUGGGGAGGCCGGGGCCGGCUACACUGCCCCCAUCCAGGACACGCAGCCACCGGAGUUUAAGGCAGAGGUCUCAGGGGCAGCCCUGAAUCCUGGGCAUUCUGGGGACACAUCCAGGAGCCCCCAGAGCUCCUCUGGACGCUCUUCUCCUUUCUCAGCUCCUGCCCCCACAGUCACUAAAAAACAUCGCAAAGCAAGCGGAGGAUCUGGUGACAGCCCUCCAGGUUCUGUGUCUCUCCCAGCAUCCAGAGGCCCCCUCUCUCCAUCUGUCUCCUUUGUGCCUCACUCUACUAAGAAGGCAGGCCCAGCAUCAGGACUGCAGCCUCCCCCUUCCCCACGGGAAGCCUCUUCCCCCACAAGCUCAUGGGGAAAUGAAAACCGGCUCCGGGCUGCCUCUCCCAUCCAGGCCGCCGAGCUGCCUGAGGGCACCGUGCCUGCCACCAGGAUCCCCAGGCCCCCGAAGGUGCCGCCACUGGCCCCGAAGUUCCCCAGCUCUCCCCACCCUGCUCAGACGCCCCAGGCGUCCCCGGGGCCAGCCGCCUCCAGGCAGGCGCCCCCUCCCCAUGCGGAAGAGGUGGAGAUGAGCAAACCCGGGGUGCUUCAGUCAUGCGAUGACCAGCCCUACUCCGGCGGCUCUGAGCGCCUGCUCAUCAGCGGCUCCUCGGGCAGCGUGGGCUCCCUCCACAAAAGCUCGACUCCUGGGAAUCUCCCCGAGGAGAAUGACUACUUUUCGGUCACCAGUGGGCCUUCCCCAGGGAAGCCGGAAGCCAGCGGCCCCCCCAAACAGCUCGAGAGCUCCAAGAGCCCCUUCCAGGAAACCCUCAAGCUCCAUGUAGAUGAGAGGCCCAGUGAGAGCCCCCUUGGGAGCGGGUCUGGAUUGGGCCAGACACCAGAUACUGCAGCCCAGCCUGGAGAAUGUCCCAGUGGGGACAGCUCCUGGGGAGUGUGGGUGGGCUCUGCAGUGGCCGUGCUGCUCGUCUCCGUGGCCGUGGCCAUCUUUUACAAACGCAUCCCGAAGUAGGGGGCCCCCAGGCCCCUCCCUCCCUUCCCUUUAAUCAUCGCAGCCUGUGGCCUGUCCCCCGUCUGAGGUGGAGGGAGUGGCCCCCUGUGCUCUCUGGGCUCCUGGGGUGGCCCCUUGGGCCAAGGGUGCUUGAGGCCCCUGGACUGCUUCCUCUGUAAAAAGGAGGCAGUCAGAGGAGCUGCCUCUAAGGGCCCUAGGCUUAGGGAGGCCCGAGUCUAGGCUGCCUGCACCCCUACCGGCCCUGGCCCCAUGCUUUGUGCCAGCUGUAGCUUCUGCAGUGGCUAGCCACGCUCUUGCUCGGUCCUCAGGACCGUGGCCUGCUAGCCGGCCCUCUCUGGUCCAGCUCUAACAUUCGUUUGUCCAGCUAGUAGAGGAGGCAGAGGGGACAGGGGCGCCCCCGGACACGGGCUGUGGGCUGCCAGGGGAAGGAAAGACUUCUCUGGCAUGGGAGGUGCCCAGCCCAGUCUCGGUGACCACCCCUCUGCCUGCUGGUGGAGUGCCCCCCCACAGGUGCUUGGGCCGCUCGGUGAGACCCCCUGUGCUAGACCUGCCCAGGAAGUGCGAGGGGAUCCUGGUCCUGGAGGAACCUAGUGGGAAACAGGAGGUGUCAGGCCUCAAUCCCAUCCCCUGCCGAAAAUGAACCCUUAAGUGCCAGCGGGCCAGGGGCUUAGUGCCUUCCCAGAGAGGCCGUCUCUGCGGGCGAGCCCCGCCCGAGGAGCCGGCCCCCUGCCAGCCAGGACUCCUCGGCCGCCCCCAAAGCUCCCCUGUCAUCGUCCUCUCCUCACCAUCCCACUCAUUCCCAUCUGGUCCAUAGCCAUCCCUUUUCCAGUCCCACGGCCCCUGGAGAGGGAAUGAGAGUUAUGGGGUCGGAUUCCAGCUCAGCCACUUUUCCAUGUCCUUGGCUGAGGCACUUUCUCUGAGCCUCAGUUUCUUUAGCUGUAAAAUGGGGAUUAGAUGAUUUUCCCAGUCUCUUCUAUACUUUCAAUACUAAGGACUGAGGCCCUCACUGCCCUUCACCUCAGGCUGGGCAGCUUUAGCCCCUCCAGCAUUUGCCCACCUCGGGUCCCUGUGGGACCCACGUGGCCAGCUGGUGUUUGGUGCCAGCACCCUCUUCCUAGAGGGAUUACGCAGCCCACCACAUCAUCUCCCCCUCGCUCCUGUUUCUUAGGGGUCCCCUGGCCCGGCCCCCGGGGGCCACACUGGCAGUGAGGAAUAGAUGGAGAACAAGCAGCUUCUUGUGCAUCUGCUCUGCCAGGCGCGUGCUGGGAAGGGAUCCCCGCUGGCCGCCUGCAGCUUCCCUUCCCCUUGGGUGGUCGGCCUGUCACUCCCUGCCUCUGAGGCCGGCUCGUUUCCUACCUCAGGAAGCUCGCCUUGGGCCGGGGCAGCCCUGGGUCUGGGUGCCUUUUAUCCAGUUAGAGGAGGACUCGCACUGUGUAAUCCCGGUAGAUGAAUAAGCACUUGGUCUAGAGAGAAAGGAAGGGAUGACCCGACU
Molecule: messenger RNA, 3350 nt
Organism: Sarcophilus harrisii (Tasmanian devil)
Lineage: Eukaryota; Metazoa; Chordata; Mammalia; Dasyuromorphia; Dasyuridae
Gene: MAVS
Product: mitochondrial antiviral signaling protein
Exons: 7
Coding region: 347-1858 (503 amino acids)
Source: RefSeq, a predicted model, not a curated record